Molecule: messenger RNA, 2407 nt
Organism: Symbiodinium necroappetens
Lineage: Eukaryota; Dinophyceae; Suessiales; Symbiodiniaceae
Source: the annotation of a GenBank genome assembly
AUGAGCAGGGGAAGCUAUCCUUCUGCUCGGGACUUCGAGGCUUUGUGGGCCGAGGUGUCCAGUCUUCGAUCCGAGGUGCUGCGCCUGCAAGCCCGGGUUGCCGAACUUGAGGACCUGAACCAGGGGUUUGCUUUGGUGGACAGCUCGGAGGCUGCUGGGGCGUCGAGCUCCAUUGCUUCUGCAAGGGAUCCUUCGGCUUCGGCGGCUUUGCCUUCAACCGCUGCUUCGGCACCGCCUUCGGAUCGAGACAGGGUGGUGAUCUGCAAGCGAGUGGGCGAAUUCUUGAGGCGAGCUCUGGACGGGGGCCAUCGCGGUGCUUCUGGUCGGGAUUCUUUGGAGCUGGCUUCAAGGCAUUGGGUGGUUAUCCGUGAUUUUCAAGGGCGGGUUCAUUCGCCUCCUUUGGUCUUUUCGCGCUUCUCAGACUGCAAAGCAUUGGUGAAGCGAGGGCAAGACGUUGGAGAUUCGGUGUUCAUUGGUCUCCCGAGCAAGGGAGACAUCAAAGUUGCUCUUCAGGAAGGUGAGGAGGACGGGGUCGACGGCAGGACCUUGUACCUCUACGACGGGGAGACUGCCGAUUGUGACUUUGAAGUGGGUGUGCUUAGGGUCCUGGUUGCUGAGGGCUCCCCCGAGGUCUUGGUUGAGGUGAUCCUGAUUUGCGAGCUGGAGGGCCGUUCUCUUGUGGCUGUACCACAGGGUGGUUGGCACAGGCGGGCUACCAAUCGUAGUUUGCCCCCUGGCUCCUUGAGCAAGCCGGUUGCUGUGGAGGUUGCCGGUGCUGCUCGGGACGACAGGCAGACGGUGCUGGGAAAUCAACGUCUCAAGGUAUGGCUUGGUUUCCUUCGAGACUCCUUGGUGGAGGCUUUGGUCUUCGAGCACGACGGCGAGGUGGAUGUCGCCUUCACCACGUUGGGCGGAGGAUCUGGGUUUGUGCCCCACGCCGAGGCCUUGAUGGAAGUGGCGAAAGACAAGUUCCAGUUUGCCACGGCCACCGAGGGCGAAGCGCCAGCUAUUCCUGCGCCUCAGCCUCAAGCGGCGGAAACUUCGAUGGAAUCUCGACUCGCCAAGCUGGAGCAAUCGAUUGCUACGAUUGCUUCGUCGAUGCAAGCUCUCUCCUUGGAUCGUGUGGAAAGGGCAAAGCCACCGGCUCCGCCUCGGCCUCCCCAGGCGGUGGAAGGUCUUCCGGGCCUCGAUCCCGGGGUUGUGAAAUCUGCUCUGACGGCGGGCAUCGACAUGGAGUCUUUGAAGCAGUUUUCCCAGCUUCUGGCCGGCAACCCUGCGCGGCGCCUGAAAGACCCAGGGGCCGGUAUGGUUCCGAAGAAGGCCACCUUGGACGAGUCCGAGAACGAGGGCGCGGCAGACGACCCAGAGGAGGCGGUUCCGGAGGCCGAGCUGCGAACUGCACUUUCCCGAGAUCCUAUGAGCGACGCCCUGGUGAAGCUUACCACCCUCGUGGAGGAUUUGCAGACCCAGAAAACAAAGCGGGGUUCUCGGUUGGAGCAAGCCUUGGAAGGGGCAGCCGCAGGGUCUGGUUCUCAAGACGGCGGAGGGGAUCUCGAGCAGAAAGAACUCCUUGGCUCGCCGUGCCUUGAGGCAAGCACUUCACGAGAGCCCCGAGGAGAUUUACACCACCAUCGAGAAGUUGAUGCUGGAGGAUCUUCUUUCCCGCACGCUGGCCCCUGGGAUGCCAAAGCCGACAUUGUGUGCAAGGGCUUGGCUGGAAAGCAGAAGCCGGCUUACCAACUAUCCGGCGGCUGUGAGAACUGCUUGGGAGUCGCCGGGAUUCUAGACUGCCUCAUCAACUCGAACCCGGCGGAGGCCCGAGCUCGUGCAACACUCAUGUUGCUUCAAGCCGACCAGGUUGCUCUCGACAAAGGCUCUUGGACGCUCGCUGCCGAGGCCAGCCUGGAGCGCUACGUGAACUUGGCUGUUGCUGCAAUGAACUGGCUUUUCCUUUCAAGGCCGAGGUGUGCCCCAGCUGGGCUCGCAGCCGGGAACCCGUUGUCGAAGAGGCAGUGGGAGAUGGUUAAGCUUUUGGAGCGGUGCUUGGACGGAUGUGAUUUUUUGACUUUUGAGCCGCCCGACCUUGGGCGAACAGCCUCCAAGCUGGAGGACCAGGACCAGAUCCUAGGCUGGGGUGGUCCUGACGGUCCCGCAUCGGGAGGUCUUGUAAAGGACUUCGGUGUCAAGUAUCAUGGCUACGCCGGCCAACAAGUUGGCUCUUCUGCAGAAGCUGGCCGCAUCAGGACCUCGAAAGAGAUCGCCUCAUCCUUGACGGAAGAGGUGGCAGGGAUCUACUUGCCGCGCGAUUGCGGCAUUCUUUGCUCGGGUCGAGACCUCAAGGAUUUCUUUUACCAGUUCAAGGACGAUGUGGACGUGAUUUUCGGCAAGGGCGAGGUGAAGGUGAACG